Molecule: messenger RNA, 1570 nt
Organism: Periconia digitata
Lineage: Eukaryota; Fungi; Ascomycota; Dothideomycetes; Pleosporales; Periconiaceae
Source: the annotation of a GenBank genome assembly
UAAUAACCGACAUGAGCAGUCAGCCCUGGAUCGAACAUGGUCUGCCGCUGGGUGACUGCGAACGCUGGUAUCAAUCGAGGUUAAGUACUGAGUAGUCAACAUUGAUACAUACAUAUGCAUUCUCUCCAAGGCUUCUUUCACCACUUCCCUCUCCUUGGACUCUAUCAUAUGCUUGUUUGCGUACUCCGGCGUUUCAAGCCUGUGCUCCUUCCUUCCUUAUUGUACCACCAUCUCACUUGACUCUUGAGCGCUUUCCUUUGUCGUCCAUCUACAGUCGUCCUCUCAUUUGUCACCUUCGAGCCCAUCGUCAAGACACUCGUACCCACCACUUACCUCGACCUCACCACAUUCGUUCUUACACUCUACCAAUUGUGAAGCCGCCAUUCAUCUACAUCAUGGCGUCGCUCGAGGGCCACCACCAUGGCCGCCCAAAAUAUAACCCUCACGUUGCCAACCUGGUCAACGAAUCCAUCUCCAGUCUGGCGCCCUUCGCCGCCCUCAUUCUCACCGUAACCCUCGUCAUCUUCUUCCUCGUCCGCUUCUACCUGCUCGAGUCCUGGUUGAUACCCAAAUACUACAAGUGCUACGCCGGCCUCAACGAAGUCAACCGCAGAGGCUUCGUCAAUCACCACAUCGCUGGCAUUGUCAAGAUCAUCAUGGCCAUCGUGGGCGCCUACCCCUUCUUCUCCAUAGCUUUCGGGCACGCGACAGUGCGGACACCCUUUGGAGGCUCCAAAAUAGUGACUCUCGGCGAUGUGCUACUCGUCCUCAACCAAAUCUUCAUCGCCAUGUACGUCUUUGAGCUCUUGUUCCGCGCCAAGUUGUCCCCCGUUGCCGUGCUGCACCACAUCGGCGCGGUUAUCAUCGCUCAGAGCGCUGUCGCUAUAAGCUUGAACUGGCAUCAUGAACGCGACGCCAUGAUAGAAUUCAUGCUGUGCUUCGUAUGGGGCUUCUUCGACAUUGUCGCCGAAUUCUGGCCUCACGUAGCCAUCAUCCAAUACCGCAUCUACCCCGAUGCCCACGCCUUCCUAAAAAAGGUCUUCCGCUUCUGCUGCAUCUCCACGUUCGCGGGCACAGUCAUCGAAACCAUCACCGUCAUGUGGCUCUUUGGCUCGUUGUGGAAUCGCUGGUCGCUGUCCUUCAAAGUCGUCACCCCGCUCCUGCACGUCGUCUUCAGCGCCGCGCAGCUGUGGGGCGCAUGGAACUUUAGAUGCAUGUGGUUGAAGCAGAAAAAGCUCGCCGAAGGGGGGAAGAAGGACGAGGAGGCGCGGCCAGCGUCGUCGAGUACGAGUAGCGAGGGUAGUGGAGGUUCGACGUUGGUGGAGGGUGGCGAUGCGAGGUUGGAAGCGAGCGUGGUGUAGUCGCUCACUCUUCUAUUUUUCCCUUAAUGUUUUGUUAUUUUAGCGAUUGCAUUUUUUUUUCUGGAUUUAUGGUGGCUUGACUCUUGUUGGGCGUUUUGGACGCGGCGUUUGUGGUGAUAUUCGACGGUGGAUGGGUGUCGACAGUUGUCGUGGAAGGCGUCAGGGACUUUGCAUUUGCAUCGGUGCGCGGUCUUGAGCAAGGCUUUUGA